AUGGCGGCCACGGAGGAGCUCAUCACGAUCGACCCGUUCAUGACUCGGGCCGACCGGUACGUACUGGAGAACCUGAUCCAGGACAUCCGGGAUGACCGGGAUUACGAGGACGACGAAGUGGACCACGAUCCCGACGCCGUGCGGGAUGCCAAGAAGCAAAAGGACCGGCCCAAGGGCGUCAGCUCACCCGACGAUGCUGUCCUGGCCACGCUCGACGCGCUCAACAGCCCGGGCAACAGCGCUUUCGAGCCGACGGUGUUCACCGGCUACGACCUGCGCGACCUGCAGGAGGGUGUGGCGGCACGGCGCAAGGCUGCAGCGGAUGCCCGGUCCGCCAGUGUCGGCCAGCGUGUCUCGGCAGCCGCGCACAGCUGGUUUCACCGCGCCGUGCUGGAGCCGUACAUCCGUUUCGCACAGCGGCACAUCGUGCGGCACGAGACGGAUGUCGUGUUCUGCACGCACCUGCUGCUGUACUUUUCCACCGUAGUGCCCAGCGCGGCCGCGCUGCUGUUCUGGCGCUUUUCGUGGCUGCAUGGCAUCGCCCACGUGCUGUGGGUGCUGCUCGGCUGCAUUGGCUCCUACACCAUCAUGAUGCACCAGCACAUCCACCAAGGCGGCAUUCUGCGGCGCGACCAGUGGUGGACGGCGGGCGUCGACCGCCUGUUUCCGUACCUCAUGGACCCCCUCAUCGGCCAUACGUGGAACUCGUACUACUACCACCACGUCAAGCACCACCACGUCGAGGCCAACGGGCCGGACGACCUGUCGUCCACCAUGUGGUACCAGCGCGACAGCCUCGUCGACUUUGGCAAGUACCUCGGCCGCUUCCUCGUGCUGGCGUGGUUUGACCUGCCGCUCUACUUUGUGCGCACGCGCCGCGUCGGCCAGGGCGUGCGCGCCGGCUUCUGGGAGCUGUCGAGCUACGGCCUGCUGGCCGGCAGCGUCCUGGCGGGCGCGCACCAUGUGCUCGUGACCGACCAGCGCGCCGCCGUCUUUGUGUUCGUGCUGCCGUUUGUCAUUCUGCGCAUCGGCCUCAUGCUCGGCAACUGGGGCCAGCACGCGUUUGUGGACCCGGACGCGCCCGACUCCGACUUCCGGUCCAGCAUCACCGUCAUUGACAUUGCCAGCAACCGCGUGUGCUUCAACGACGGCUACCACACGUCCCACCACCUCAACCCGCGCCGCCACUGGCGCGAGCACCCCCGCGCCUUUGUCGCGCAGAAGCGCCAGUACGCCGCCGAGCAGGGGCUCGUCUUUUUCGGCAUCGACUACCUCGAGAUCUCGUUGCGCCUCAUCCUGUUCCAGGACUACGCCUACUUGGCCAAGCGCCUGGUGCCCCUGGGCCCCGAGCAGCGCCGCAUGACGCUCAACGAGCGUGCGGCAUGGCUGCGGCGGCUGACGAUGCGCUUUACCGAAGAGGACGUGGCGCGCACGUACCCCAAGUCGCGGUCGGCCGCGGCCUGGCGCCGCAAGCAGGGUCAGCCGGCGGCGUAG
Sporothrix brasiliensis 5110 is the source of this 1494-nucleotide messenger RNA. Its product is annotated as acylamide-delta3(E)-desaturase. NCBI's taxonomy places the organism in Eukaryota, Fungi, Ascomycota, Sordariomycetes, Ophiostomatales, Ophiostomataceae. Gene Ontology annotation, biological process: lipid metabolic process. The record is from RefSeq and is a predicted model, not a curated record. The coding region runs from base 1 to 1494 and encodes 497 amino acids. The transcript has a single exon.